Phycodurus eques (leafy seadragon) is the source of this 2012-nucleotide messenger RNA. It is a transcript of the gene pax6b, whose product is annotated as paired box 6b. The record is from RefSeq and is a predicted model, not a curated record. Gene Ontology annotation, biological process: anatomical structure development; regulation of transcription by RNA polymerase II. The coding region runs from base 474 to 1769 and encodes 431 amino acids. Lineage: Eukaryota; Metazoa; Chordata; Actinopteri; Syngnathiformes; Syngnathidae. Gene Ontology annotation, molecular function: RNA polymerase II cis-regulatory region sequence-specific DNA binding; DNA-binding transcription factor activity, RNA polymerase II-specific. The transcript has 14 exons.
UCAGUGACAUUUCCACUCGGCCACGGAUCUAAAGCCAGGACGCGUUUGUUCUAUCGGGGAUCCGCGGGUGAAAGAACCCGGGAGGGUGGAAAAACACGGACGGGAUAUCGCCCGGACACUUGUGCUGCUUGUCAUCCGGGAUAUCCCCUCCGUCUCCUUCUCCUCUUCAGCGCCCUUUUUGGAAACUAUAUAUUUUUUUCUCCGCCCGACCCCUUUCUGCUUCAAUUCCACGAGAGAAGAUCGGUCAUCAUCGUGGGUGUUUUGCCCCCUUAUUUAUUUUUUUUUUCUUUCUCUGUGUGGGCCGUGGACAAACAGGCUGCAUAGUUUGGUUUUGACUGCGACAGGAUGCCCCAAAAAGGGAGGCAUUAAGUAGUGAAAACGGCAGAUGAUUGACUAAAUUGUAAUACAGUGGACAGUCAACUCUGUUUCCAGAGUACCACAACCAAGCCACGUGGGAGUCUGGCGUAGCCUCAAUGAUGCAGAACAGUCACAGCGGCGUCAACCAGCUCGGUGGUGUGUUCGUGAACGGCAGACCGCUGCCCGACUCCACCAGGCAGAAAAUCGUCGAACUCGCCCACAGCGGCGCUCGACCCUGCGACAUCUCCCGGAUACUCCAGACCCAUGAUGAAGUCCAAGUGGUGGACAGUGAAAAGGUGUCCAACGGCUGCGUGAGCAAGAUCCUGGGCCGCUACUAUGAGACGGGCUCCAUAAGACCGCGGGCCAUCGGCGGCAGCAAGCCCCGGGUCGCCACGCCGGAGGUGGUCGCCAAGAUCGCGCAGUACAAGCGCGAGUGUCCGUCGAUCUUCGCGUGGGAGAUCCGCGACCGGCUUUUAUCGGAGGGCAUCUGCACCAACGACAACAUACCCAGUGUGUCCUCGAUCAACAGAGUCCUGCGCAACCUGGCGAGUGAGAAGCAACAGAUGGGCGCAGAUGGCAUGUAUGACAAGCUGAGGAUGCUCAACGGUCAGACAGGAAGUUGGGGGACCCGGCCCGGCUGGUACCCCGGAACGUCAGUGCCGGGCCAGCCCAAUCAAGACGGCUGCCAGCCGCAAGACGGCGUUGGAGAAAACACAAACUCCAUCAGCUCUAACGGCGAGGACUCGGAGGAGACUCAGAUGCGCCUGCAGCUGAAGAGGAAGCUGCAGAGAAACCGCACCUCCUUCACACAGGAGCAGAUCGAGGCGCUGGAGAAAGAAUUUGAACGAACUCAUUAUCCAGACGUGUUUGCACGAGAGAGACUAGCGGCCAAAAUUGACCUCCCGGAAGCAAGAAUACAAGUCUGGUUCUCCAACAGGAGAGCAAAGUGGAGGCGGGAGGAGAAGCUUCGCAACCAGCGUCGACAGGCCAGCAACUCCUCCAGUCACAUUCCCAUCAGCAGCAGCUUCAGCACCAGCGUGUACCAGGCCAUCCCACAGCCCACCACACCUGUGUCGUUCACCUCGGGGUCCAUGUUGGGCCGAGCCGACUCAGCCCUCACCAACACCUACAGUGCGCUGCCCCCGAUGCCCAGCUUCACCAUGGCCAACAAUCUACCUAUGCAACCCAGCCAGACCUCCUCCUAUUCCUGCAUGUUGCCUACCAGUCCGCCUGUGAACGGGCGCAGCUACGAAACAUACACGCCCCCGCAUAUGCAGGCACAUAUGAACAGCCAAUCAAUGACCGCUUCUGGUACCACCUCAACAGGACUCAUCUCUCCUGGAGUGUCUGUCCCAGUGCAAGUCCCAGGGAGCGAGCCUGACAUGUCUCAGUACUGGUCUCGACUACAGUAGAGAGAAGAGCUACUUCACCUUGUGAGCGCCACGGCCUCCAACGUGGACCUCGUCGUACACACACACACACACACACACACACACGCGCACACACAGACACCAACACGUAUACACGGGACAGGAGGACGAGGACUUGUGUAGUUCCAGGCACAUUCAAAUGAGGACAGGAUUGAAAAAGACAAAUGGACCUCCUUAAAAGUGCCCGGUGUUACCUUUUUAUGGAACAAAAAAAAAAAAAAAAAA